Messenger RNA from Aplysia californica (California sea hare), 5327 nucleotides. RefSeq names its product probable flavin-containing monoamine oxidase A. Lineage: Eukaryota; Metazoa; Mollusca; Gastropoda; Aplysiida; Aplysiidae. The record is from RefSeq and is a predicted model, not a curated record. The transcript is spliced from 13 exons. The coding region runs from base 230 to 1867 and encodes 545 amino acids. Gene Ontology annotation, molecular function: oxidoreductase activity.
GAGAGUUGUUCCCCUCUUUACAAUACGAUAAAGUUGUUUUGCAUUGAUACUUUUGUUCAUGACCACAAGAAGAUCAACAAUGGCAAGCUCUUUUGGCCUGCCUUCAAGGUUCUAAAUUGUGCCCAUGCAGAGGACCAACUUAAAAUUCAAGAUCGGACCUGAAAUGAUUGAUUGUGAAGGUGUCAGCUGCUUUUUAUUGUGCACAUAGAGAUUUGAGAACCAUUUCAUAAUGUUUCGUGGGAAGGACAAGGUGGCAGAUGUUCACGUGGUCAUUGUUGGAGCUGGUAUCUCUGGUCUCACGGCCGCAUACAAACUGAAGAUGAAAGAUCCAACGCUUAAGAUUGCUGUUUUAGAGGGGAAAGACAGGGUUGGUGGAAGGACAGAAACGGUGCCUCUUGUUGCCUACACUGGUUCAGACUCAUGGGACCUAGGUGGUCAAUGGGUAGGAAGAUGUCAAGUCCAUGUGACCAAGUUGUUGAAAGAACUCCAGCUGAAGACAUACCCUCAGUACAUUGCGGGCAAGAAGUUGAUGCAGCUAGGGCAGGGCAAGGUCCACUCGUACACAUCCACCAUCCCUCGCCUGUCUAUCCUGGAGCUCCUUGACUUGUACUUGUUCAUGUCCAAGAUUGAGUACUACCAGAAGCAGCUGUUGGUGGAAGACCCCUACUCGCACCCCAAAGCUGUUCAGUGGGAUGCCAUGAGUGCUGCGGCUUUUCUUGACCGCACUCUAUACACCAGUGCUGCCCGGGGGACAGUGGCAGCAGCAAUGCGCUGCGUACUGGGAUGUGAGCUGAGCCAGGUCUCGUUCCUCUACUAUCUCCUGUACAUACGGAUGGCUGGCGGCAUUACCCAGCUGAUCGAAGCCACUGAAAACACCGCUCAGGAAUCCCGGAUAUGUGGAGGAGCUCAACAGAUAGCUGUGCGUCUGUCACAACACAUCGGGGAGGAGUCGGUCCACUUAGGAGAUGCAGCGGCCUAUAUACAACAGGAAAAUUCUAAGUUUGUGGAGGUCUGGACGAAGGGUGGCAUGAAAUUCUGUGCGGAAUACGUCAUUCUGGCCACACCGCCCAAGGCACUAGAACAUAUCACCUUCAACCCUCCACUGUCCAGUGAGAAAGUUGACUUCAUCAAGAGAAUGCCUAUGGGGAGCAUGAUCAAAGUUAUUGUGACCUUUGAGAAAGCAUUUUGGAGAGCAUCCAACAUGUCUGGUGAGGUGGUCACUGACGGAGGCAUCUCCAGAGUGCACGGCUGUGCCAGAAGGCCUCUCUGUAUCACCUACGACGGCACCUCUGAGUCUGGCUGCCCGGCUCUUAUCGGCUUUGUGGGUGGUCAACCCGCUGUGGAGUGGGGGAAGAAGACUGCAAAAGUUCGGCAGAAGGCUAUACUAGAUCAUUUUGCUUUCUUCUUUGGGGAAGAAGUUUAUUCCUUCCUAGACUAUGUGGAGAAGGACUGGAACACAGAGCCUUACUCAUGGGGUGGCCCAGUGUCAUUCGUGUCCCCAGGAGGCAUGCAGAACUUUUGCCAUGCCAUUCAACACCCUGAGGGGAGACUUCAUUUUGCUGGUACUGAGACAGCGACAGCAUGGAGUGGCUAUAUGAGCGGGGCCGUGGAGGCAGGUGAGCGGGCCGCCCUGGAGGUUAUCUACAAACUUCGGCCAAAAUCUCUGAAUCCAGAGGAAAUUGUGUUAUCCAAGUCUUCACUGCACAGGGAAAAGAAAGAGUCUCACGAGGCUGUCAAACGCAACAUGUAUGGACGAGCUGUGAAUGUUGUCGGGGCUGCUGUCAUUACAUGUGGAGUUGCUACGGUUGCUGUGUAUUUUAUGAACAAAUACACGCAAUGGAACGUAAAGUUGCCAUUUUUAUCAUGAUUGGGAAAGUCGGUACUGUGUAAUAACUUUCAUUUUUCAACUGUGAUACUUGCUAACUAUUAUUCUAAGGUGGAUAAGAUAUUUAACUGUUUUCAUGUUUUUAUUAAGAUACAUACCUCUUUUAUGAGUAUUGUUUUGUUCAGACUAUAAAUCAAGAUAAGAACAAAACUUGGUUUCUGGAGAAAACAGGUUGUUUUUGGCUUUUCAGUUGUUGUUUUUCUGCGUAUGCCAAAUUUCAUACAUGCAUCAGCAUUAAGAUGGUACCAGGGAUAUUCAGUUUUUGUGGCAUUUCUAAAUAUGGUACGCUGAGGAAAUUUUGUGCUGUUGAAAAAACUCCUGCAGUUACCUAAUUAUAGUCUGUGUUGCAAUGUCAGGUUGGUCUUGUUCAAGGUAAUUGACGUUCUAACAUGAAACGUUAAUGUCUCUGUCUAAACAUGUAUUGUGCACUUGAAAUAUUAGUCUGUGGCCUGUGUAUAUGUAUCGCAUACAUGAGUUAUUCACUAGACUUGUUUGAUACAAAUCAGAUGUUCAUAUGACUGUAUUACAUAUUCAGUGGUCUCCACAUAGAACUUAGUCUGCCUGUAUUGAUGGGGGCGUAAAACGUUCAAAAUUACAAUUUUCACCAGAGAACUGGUGCCCUGUUCUGACAGUCACAUAGUUUCACAGGAACUAGGUCUUUAAUAUCUUAUAACGCUUCAAAGAGGCCUGUAAUGCAUUUAAUCUUAUAGUAAACCUUCACACUUGUACAUAUAAAGAUAAAUAUGAUACUUUUUUGUAUUAAUGCCCAGGCUUACACACUUUUGUGUAUGGCUUUUUAUGUUUGUGGCUUUCCCUAACCAGACCCUCACUCUGCAAUGUGAAGUUCUUCAAUAAAGUGGGGCGUGAGGAAAAGGUUGGGUUUUUUUUGUUUUUCCAAAAUUUGUUUUGAGGGUUAUGCAAGCCAAAUCUCUUCAUACGUGUGAAGUGCAACAUUCCUUCAGGACUCGUCAAAAUUACAAUCAUUUCUUGUGUUCGGCUCCAAGGGGUGUUUUUCUCUCUUUUGUGCUUGCAGGAAAUUGCUUGUUGUGUUUGAUAUUGUAUUUAUUUACUUCUAAGAAAACCAGGGUCAUACUCACUUGUCACAAAUGAAUUAUAAUGUCUUUGUUAUUGAGGGGAAGUUGAUCAUCUGUCAUUAGCAAAAUGUAAAAAGAGAUAAGCUGUGUGAGGUUUUUGCUUCCAUUUCAUCCUCAGCUAUCUACUUUCCUAGAAAUACAUGUUUUAUCCCAAUUGUGCAUGAUUUUCAUUUUAUUUAUAAGCUUCCAUGCUGUCAACAAGUCUACAAAUUCAUGAAUACCCAGCUUUAAUCAACUUUUUCUCAAAAUUCUGUUUUACCGCUUUAGAUCCAGCAUGAUGGGAUGAGUUGUUGUCAUUGUUUCUGGCCAAGUUAGCUUACUCUAAGAAAGAUACAGUGUGUUCAAAGGAGAAAUCUUGGAAAAAUGUAGCUUUUUAUGAUGUGUGGAUUCAAGAUUACCAGCCCUUGUUCGAGGUUAGAAAAAAUAUAAAAUAGAAACUUGGCAGUUGUCAUUUCCUUUUUAGUACUCUCUGUCACUAAUGGGAGUGUUGCUGAUGUAGAAAAUGUCUCUAUGUUCUUUGCAUUAGAAGCGAAGAUUCCCUAUGAAUAUCUUUCCUUACUACAAACCAUGAUGGUAGGACAGGGUCACUGUUUUCAAGCUGACAGGGUAUUUCCUACAGACAUUUUGUCAUGGUUUGCAUUGUAUAAAGUAUUAUAUCGCUACCUACUAUGGUAAUUCAUUAGUGAAUUUGUUAUAAAGGGAUUCAGGCUUCCUAUGAUUUAAGAAAGUAGUUUUAAUGCUCGUGACCCUUCAUUUUUUUAAAGCCUUUUGUUUCUCUAUGAUUUAAGGCCAUGAUGGCUCUUAUUAUUCUUUGUUGGCUUCCUACUUCCUGAGGUGAUCAUGUGGUCAUGGUUCAGUUCUAAGAUUUUUUUCUUAAUUUUACAUUUAUUUCUACUGAGGGACAGAAAUGCGCAGAAGAUUCUGUUGAUGUACUUACUAUUUUUCUGUUUUCUUGUUCCCCUUUCUGCUUUUGCUGAGUCAUUCUCUGUAUAUCGACAUUUAGUGGCAGUUGCCUCUUUUGUUUAACCUUUGUAAUCCCUGAUCUGUGUUAACCUGAUUUACUUACUCGUUUUAUUGAUUUUCUUCUUGUAUAGCUAUUCAUGGUACAGUUUUGCAAUCAGCUUUGGAAAUGAGUUCUACCCUGGGAGUGGUGUGAUAAAAUUAUUCAAACUAAUCACAUUGUAAUAUUGUGGUUUUUGUUAAGUUAAACAUGACGUAGUUAACUGCAAGUGAAUGACAAUAACCAUGGCAAUGGCGCAGCUUGUGUGAUGUAAUGGUUGGGCUCAUGGCUGUUGAAGGCAAAAAAAGCCCCCAUGAUUUUUACAAGUCUUGAGUAGGGAAGUUAUUUUAUCAAGUAUCUCCCUCCGUGCGCUGAGAUGCUGUUUCCCACUCAGCCUGGGUUAGCCCUGAAUGGCCGGCCUCCUAAAUGACCUUAAUUGUAUUGAUAGGAAGUAGAUUUUACAAUUGUCGUAUAAACAACAGUGAAUUCAUUUAUCAUGUUAGGAUAAGGAUAAUAAUAUCACUGAAAACAAAAGAGAAGAAAACGAUUAAUCCAGAGCGCCCACCAACCGCUGACUGAAUAUAUUAUUCAUUGACAUUCUGAAAUGGAUUUUCAUUUAAUUAACUAUUUUGUGUAUUAAAAAAUAGAAUCGUAGAAAAGGGGCAGAUUUAUUUAUAUAAAAACUUAUUCUCAAGUGGCAUCACUUGCAGCAGUGAGAGCAUACUUUGCCUUGUGUAUCGGGCAUGGUGCUGUUGAUUUCUGACUCCCCUUCAGGUGCAUGGAUUUGAUGAUAUGCUAAAGCUAGUUUGGACUUGUUUGAAGUGUUACUAGUUUGCUAAAGACGUGAGAAGCAAUCAUUCACUAUGAAACUAUUUUUAAGGAGUUUUGAACUUACAUAGUAUUUUUAUGUGAAUUUGUUUUUUUAUGUACUUUAAUACUUCUGUUUCUGUGAUUUGAAAUCACCUUUUAAGUCUCCACUGUUUUAUAUUUAAGAAAUUUUUAAGUUGGGGAAUAUCGAUGCAUAUGUGUAAUCUGUGAGAUGCAUUUGUCUUACAGAAAUUAUGCAAUGAAAUUUGUGCUACUGUGCAUGAAAUAAAGCCCAAAUCCCAUAGCAUUGUAUUCACCCUAGCUUUGAGUAAAGUAUAAAUAAUAAUAUGUCACAUGUGUCACGGCGUGGUGGAGUCAGGCGCUCCUCAAUUUUUUAGCAUAUGGGGUUAUUGGUAUCAUCUUAAAGCCUGUUCAUUUGCCUCCCAUUUGGUGAAAAAAAUAUCCUUUUAUGUUGAAUGGAAGUGGAAAUAUAAUUGCGAUUGAAGGAGAUCAGGCUCGCAAGGUUCAGAGGUAAAAUUAA